AUGGCCUCUCCCAAUAACUUUGACGUCCCACAUUUCCCUCCACCACCCCCACCUACCUACAUAACCCCUCCUCCGCCCCACAUUCACCCUCCUCCACCUCAUAUCCUCCCACCACCACCGUCACCUUCACCGGACAACCACACGACAAUUAUAAUCGUUGUGUUUGUCUCAUUUGCUGGACUUCUUUUUCUUGCAUUCCUUGUAUUUGGUCUAUGUUGCUUAAUCAAGAAGAAGAAAAAGAAUACAAUUGAAGAAGCUGAACUUGUACAUGUUGAUGAACAUCUGAAGGUGAAGGAGGCUAUUGUGGAAGGUCCACAUGGUGCACAAGCUGUGGUGCUUGAGAUUGAUGAUGAUGUACAUGCUGAUGAAAUGAUAAGGAAGGGUGAAAAACUUGGUCAUGUUAAGUUUGUAGAAGCCAACAAAAAUUAUAAUAAUCCAAGUGCCACAGAAGCAGCUGGAACAUCUGAUCAUCAUCACCCUUAA
This is a messenger RNA of Tripterygium wilfordii, 483 nucleotides long. RefSeq names its product cysteine-rich receptor-like protein kinase 6. Bases 1 to 483 code for a protein of 160 amino acids. The record is from RefSeq and is a predicted model, not a curated record. Gene Ontology annotation, biological process: plant-type secondary cell wall biogenesis. Lineage: Eukaryota; Viridiplantae; Streptophyta; Magnoliopsida; Celastrales; Celastraceae. The transcript has a single exon.